This is a messenger RNA of Impatiens glandulifera, 639 nucleotides long. RefSeq names its product protein DCL homolog, chloroplastic. The record is from RefSeq and is a predicted model, not a curated record. Lineage: Eukaryota; Viridiplantae; Streptophyta; Magnoliopsida; Ericales; Balsaminaceae. Gene Ontology annotation, biological process: chloroplast rRNA processing; chloroplast organization. Gene Ontology annotation, cellular component: chloroplast. The transcript has 3 exons. The coding region runs from base 46 to 630 and encodes 194 amino acids.
AUCCAAUUUCCUUCAUUCCAAACGAAUCCGUCAUCACAAGAACAAAUGGCGGCACCAUUACUGUUCAGGGCGAUUCCUAUCCUUCGUCUACGGUUACAUCACAAUCGUGUCGACAUCAGUACUCUCAAUCUCCGGCAACGUUUCUCCGAUGUCGAAACCACCGAGGAUUCAUCGUACGGCGGUCGGAGUAAGGCGUCGCUGAACGCCACCAAAGAUCCACUUAACUACUCGGAAUAUGAAACUUCCGAUUAUCGUAAAUGGAAAAACGAAGAAGAGAAAAUCCUCAGAGAUAUUGAACCUAUUACCUUUCUUGCGAAGGAAAUUAUACACUCCAACAGGUACAUGGAUGGUGAGCGGCUCACAAGUGAAGAUGAGAGUGUUGUGGUAGAGAAGCUUCUAGCUUACCAUCCUCAUUCUAAAGACAAAAUUGGAUGUGGACUAGAUUCUAUUAUGGUGGAUAGGCACCCUCAAUUUAGACAUUCGAGGUGUUUGUUUGUGGUGAGAAGAGACGGCGGUUGGAUAGAUUUCUCCUACCAGAAGUGUCUUCGAGCGUAUAUACGAGAGAUGUACCCGUCUUAUGCAGAUAGAUUUAUUAAAGAACAUUUUAAGAGAGGAAUUAGUAGUGGUUGAUGAAAUUUU